Entamoeba invadens IP1 is the source of this 1353-nucleotide messenger RNA. RefSeq lists its product as hypothetical. Gene Ontology annotation, biological process: tRNA methylation; tRNA wobble uridine modification. The transcript has a single exon. Gene Ontology annotation, cellular component: cytoplasm; mitochondrion. NCBI's taxonomy places the organism in Eukaryota, Evosea, Mastigamoebida, Endamoebidae. Gene Ontology annotation, molecular function: GTP binding. Bases 1 to 1353 code for a protein of 450 amino acids. The record is from RefSeq and is a predicted model, not a curated record.
AUGUCAGAAAAGGAGAUUGAAGACCCGAGUGAGUAUGCCGUCGCUGAAAUGACAAACCCCUUAUCUAAAGACAUAGAAGCGCACAUUGAUGCAGUGACUAAAUUAUACACCUCAAUGGUGAGUUUAAACCAAAUUCCAGUCAUACUUGUUAUAGGGCAAAGUGGUGUUGGAAAGUCAUCAUUGAUUAACACGAUAUUUAAAGAGACGGUAGCUGCUGAGGGAGAGACAAGUGAGACGACUGAGAACUUCAAAAAAUACACCUCGUCGAAAAUCACGAUUUACGACUCGAAGGGGAUCUCUCCGAUCGACACACAAAAUUUUGCAAAUUCUUUAAAUAAGUUUUUGGACGUCCAGACGGAGAAAAAGCGGGUCCAUAUUGUGUGGUUUGUGUUAAACUCCGUGUCGGGGAGACUUCAGCCGUUUGAAGAAGAGAUAUGUAACACGAUAUUAAUGGACGUCCCGGUCUGCUUUGUCUUGAACAAAAGCGAUUUGAGUACGGAAGAGUCGCGAAUGCAACUGAAUGAGUCGAUCACCAAAUUACAUUCAAAAUUGUGUCUUGGCGUCUUUGAGACGGUUUCCGCGACGCGAAACGCCCUUGUCAAAAUCGAUAAGUGCACAAAAUGCCAUGCAGAUGAGUUAGUGUUAUACAACAAAACAAAAACAAUUCAGUGUUGCAAGUGUAUGAAUGUCAUGAACGCGGGGUCGCAAGACGAAAGUCUUGUGAAGAAGACGUUGGAAAACAUACCACAAAUGACACAACGAUUUUUCAUUUCCGUGCAAAAGGCAAGCUUCUCGAUUAAAGACGAGGCCGCACAAAAAGAACUCUUUUUACUCGAAAAGGAAUUGAAAGAUGUGCCACUCGAUAAAGCAGUUCUGAGCGUUAUGAAUCGGAUGGUCAACAUCGCAAUCCUUUUUGAGUGUCGAAAAAGCUCUGAUAUCGGGCAAACUAAAAAAUUCCUCUUAACGAUUCUUUCAAAGAACAAAAGUGUGACGGACAAACUUAUACAAAUGAUCACCGGAAAUGAAGAGGAAGAGAAGACACACGCAUUUGCUAUUGCAGUCGAGUGGUAUCGAGUCUUAAAAGUACUCUGUUGGUCGUCUAUCCAAAAUUCAAUUAAUGAAGAAAUCACUUUAGAAAAGGCAGAGAAAAUAGUGAAGGAGGUAUUGGGGCUAUUAGUUAGUGGAGACCUAGAAGAUAUGGCCAUCAAAUUGUCAAAUUUCGGCCUCGGAGAAACAUUGAAGGAUUGCACGGAGAUCGAUUUGAAAAGUCUUGGUGUGCAAAACACACCACGAGUGUCAACAGAACAACAAAGUGAUAUAAAAGAAACAUCACCACAGCCAAAAACUGCGUGA